Molecule: messenger RNA, 1407 nt
Organism: Setaria italica (foxtail millet)
Lineage: Eukaryota; Viridiplantae; Streptophyta; Magnoliopsida; Poales; Poaceae
Product: aspartic proteinase CDR1
Exons: 1
Coding region: 1-1347 (448 amino acids)
Biological process (GO): proteolysis
Cellular component (GO): extracellular region
Molecular function (GO): aspartic-type endopeptidase activity
Source: RefSeq, a predicted model, not a curated record
AUGGAAGCGACGGCGCUCGUCCUCUUCGCCCUCCUCGUGCUCGCCGGGCAGCGGGCCUGCGCGGCGUCCGACGCCGGCGGUGGCGGGUUCAGGGUCGAGUUUAUACACCGCGACUCGGCGAGGUCUCCGUUCCACGACCCGGCGCUGUCCCCGCACGACCGGUUGCUCGCGGCCGCGCGCCGCUCGCUACGGGGCGAGGUGCUAGGGCGCUCGGUUCUCGCCGCGGCGCCCGCGCCCGCGGCCGACAGCGGCGUCGAGUCCAAGAUCAUCUCCCGGUCGUUCGAGUACCUGAUGGCCGUGAACGUCGGCACGCCGCCGACGCAGAUGCUCGCGAUCGCGGACACCGGGAGCGACCUCGUGUGGGUCAACUGCAGGAACGGCAGCGGCGCGGCCGCCGCCGCCGGCGGCGUGUUCGCGCCGUCGCGCUCGUCGACGUACGAGGUCGUGAGCUGCCGGUCCGACGCGUGCCAGGGGCUGAACCAGGCCUCCUGCGACUCCGCGUCCAACUGCCAGUACCAGUACGGGUACGGUGACGGGUCCCGCACGGUCGGGGUCCUGUCGACCGAGACGUUCACCUUCGUCGACGGCGGCGCACGGCAGGUGCAGGUGCCACACGUCGACUUCGGCUGCUCGACGUACAUGGCCGGCACGUUCCGCGCGGACGGGCUCGUCGGCCUCGGCGCCGGGGCCUUCUCCCUCGUGUCGCAGCUCGGGUCCGCGACGUCGUUCGGGCGCAGGUUCUCCUACUGCCUGAUCCCGUCCUCCGCCGGCGCCAACUCGUCGUCCACGCUCAACUUCGGGUCCAGGGCCGUCGUGUCGGAGCCCGGCGCGGCGAAGACGCCGCUGGUGCCCGGGGAAGUGGACACGUACUACACCGUUGCCCUCGAGUCCGUCGCCGUCGGUGGGCGGGCGGUCGCGUCCAACGAGUCCGCCAUCAUCGUGGACUCCGGCACGACGCUCACGUUUCUCGACCCGGCGCUGCUGCAGCCGCUGGUGGCGGAGCUAGGGCGGCGGAUCAACCUGACCCGGGCGCAGCCGCCGGAGCAGCUGCUGGAGGUGUGCUACGACGUGAGCGGGAGGGCCCAGGAGGAUUGGGGGAUCCCGGACGUGACGCUGCGGUUCGGCGGCGGCGGCGACGUGACGCUCCGGCCGGAGAACACGUUCGUGAUGGUGCAGGAGGGGACGCUGUGCCUGGCGCUGGUGCCCGUGUCGGAGGCGACGCCGGUGUCGAUCCUGGGGAACAUCGCACAGCAGAACCUGCACGUCGGGUACGACCUCGACGCGCGGACGGUCACCUUCGCCGCCGCCGAUUGCACCCGUUCGUCGUCGGCCUCUAGCUCUAGCUGAUGCAACCGGCAUGGGCGCCCCUACUGUGUAGCUAGCCACACAAUUGACAAUAAAUCCUUU